AGACCUCUAACUAACCAAGUUGUAACUAUGAACGCUAUGGAUGCAAUUCACCAAGACACACCGUCGUACAUCAAUGAUUUUGAGCUUUAUGACUUCGUUGACAAUCCAAAUUUUGAUCAGUUCAUCAAUUUGAUCAGAGGGGAGAAUGAAGAUGCUAACUGUGACUUUAGUUCUGAUCUCAUCACUGAUUGUUUUGUUAACAAUCAGCUCCUUCCAUGCCCUGCAAACCCUUUUGAUCAGAACUAUAACAAUGCUGUGAAUGUCUAUGAUCAAAGCUCCACGUUUAGCUCCUUUUCAUGCUUUGAUGGGGAGAUAAAGGGAGAAGGAGAAGGAGAAAGAGAAGAAGAAGAAGAAGAACACGAUGGAGAACAUUUUUCUGAAACAACAACGACAACAACAACGACCAAGAACGAUGAUUCCAAACCCAAACUGAAAAACGACAGGUCUAAGACUCUCAUUUCUGAGAGGAGAAGGAGAGGCCGAAUGAAGGAGAAGCUUUACGCAUUGCGUUCUUUGGUUCCCAACAUAACAAAGAUGGACAAGGCUUCCAUAAUUGGAGACGCAGUAGCAUACGUGCAUGAACUUCAAGCUCAAGCUAGGAAGCUGAAGGCUGAAGUUGCAGGACUUGAAGCAUCUUUAUUAGUGUCUGAAAAUUAUCAAGGAUCAAUUAACAAUCCCAAAAAUGUGCAAACUGCAAGGAAUAGUCAUCCAAUCUGCAAGAAGAUCAUGCAGGUGGAGAUUGUGCAAGUGGAGAAAAGAGGGUAUUAUGCAAAAAUAGUGUGCAAUAAAGGAGAAGGAGUGGCUGCAUCGUUGUUCAGAGCUCUUGAGUCUCUUGCAGGCUUUAGUGUUCAGAAUUCAAACUUGGCUACAGUUUGUAACAGUUUUCAACUUACAUUUACAUUGAAUAUAAAAGGGUCUGAGCCAGAGAUUAACCUGCAAAAUUUGAAGCUAUGGGUGACUGGCGCUCUUCUGAACCAAGGUUUUGAAUUCGUGGCAUCUUUUUCUGGUUGAGUUAAUGCACCGAGUAUGACGUGUUCCAUUUAAGAGAUUGUGAUGAACCGUGAAACAAUACAAAAUGGACGCCACAAUCUGGAGCAAGUAUGAACCUCCUACACCAUCAGUAUGAUAAUAGUAGUAUGAUAUCACAUGCUAUAACCACCACAACACUUCGUUCUGUGUAAUUCUUCAAUUUUCAGAACAAAUAAAAACACUACAGAGACUAGAAAAACACGAAACCCUACAAA
Molecule: messenger RNA, 1244 nt
Organism: Vigna unguiculata (cowpea)
Lineage: Eukaryota; Viridiplantae; Streptophyta; Magnoliopsida; Fabales; Fabaceae
Gene: FRU
Product: FER-like regulator of iron uptake
Biological process (GO): regulation of DNA-templated transcription
Cellular component (GO): nucleus
Molecular function (GO): DNA-binding transcription factor activity; sequence-specific DNA binding; protein dimerization activity
Source: RefSeq, a predicted model, not a curated record